Neocloeon triangulifer is the source of this 2280-nucleotide messenger RNA. RefSeq names its product ceramide transfer protein (gene cert). Gene Ontology annotation, cellular component: Golgi apparatus. Gene Ontology annotation, biological process: ER to Golgi ceramide transport. Gene Ontology annotation, molecular function: phosphatidylinositol-4-phosphate binding. Lineage: Eukaryota; Metazoa; Arthropoda; Insecta; Ephemeroptera; Baetidae. Bases 157 to 1911 code for a protein of 584 amino acids. The transcript is spliced from 11 exons. The record is from RefSeq and is a predicted model, not a curated record.
CGUCCCGUGACUAUUCUUUCGAGUCCAGCGAUCAAAACAGAACAUGGCGCUGUAGAGAAGUGGUUCCCCGCGGCUAGAUAACAAAUACCUUGUCGAGUCGGACACUUUUGGACGCUGGCGGCCGCACAGAAUGCAAGUCUAGAGCGGCACAUCACCAUGGCCGAGGACCCUAGCAUUGUCACCUUCAGCGACGAGGAGGAGGACGCGGAAAAUGGUCUGCACAACCCUCCGGAGCUGCAGGGCGUCCUCAACAAGUGGACCAACUUCUUCCACGGCUGGCAGACGCGGUACAUCGUGCUGCGGGACGGCACCCUGACUUACUACAAGUCGGAGCAGGACACCAACUUUGGGUGCCGCGGUGCCAUCAGCCUGUUCAAGGCCACCAUUAAGGCUCACGAAUUUGAUGAGUGCCGCUUUGACGUGUCCGUGAACGACUGCGUCUGGUACUUGAGGGCUGAGAACUUGGAGGAAAAGAACGUCUGGGUUCAGACUUUGGAGACCUGCAAAGCUGAAUCUGGCUACGGAAGUGAAAAUAGCCUGCGACGUCACGGCAGUGCCAUUUCACUUGCCUCCAACACAUUUUCAACAACCUCGGCCUCCAGUUUCAAAAAAGGGCGAGGAUUAAAGGAAAAGUUGGCUGAAAUUGAAACAUUCAGAGACAUUCUUUGCCGCCAAAUUGAGACUUUGCAAGGGUACUUUGACAACUGUGCAGAGACAUAUACAGCAGUAAAAAAUCUAGAGAAUGGAGUGGCUGGCAAAAAUGGAGAUGACGCUGAAGCAGAACCAGAGCACGCCCUUUUGACACUGCUGCACAGUCAGGGCAUGCAAGCCCCUGAUUUCAAAGGUGAGGCGCUGACCUUUAAGGCCACCACCUCCGGAGUUCUUGCCACGCUAGCCCAUUGCCUGGAGCUGGUGAACCAGCGCGAAGAAGGUUGGCGGAAACGCCUCGAACGAGAGACCGAGAGGCGUAAACGUCUCGAGGACCUCUACAAGCAGGUCAAGGUUGAGUCUGAGAAGAAACAGAAGGUCGUCGUUCGCGGAGGACCUGAUUUUGAGGAGGGACCGCAUAGCGCUUUGAACGACGACGAGUUCUACGAUGCUGUUGAAUCUGGCUUGGACAAGAUUGACGAGGAGAUUGAAUUCAGGGAGCGACUCAAACUCAGCAGACCGCAUCCCUGUUCAAAAGCAACUGAACAUCCAUUGUGGAAAGAAAUUGAUCGAGUUUGCUUGGAACAACUGCACUAUGCAAGACUGGGUGUUGGGGAGGGAGGUUGGCAGCUGUUUGCCGAAGACGGGGAAAUGCGAAUGUACAAGCGCGAGGAGGAAAUCGGAGGGAUGGUGGUUGACCCUCUCAAGGCUGUUCACACCGUCAAAGGUGUCACUGGGCACGAGAUGUGCCACUACUUCUUCAGCUCAGACGUCCGCAUGGAAUGGGAAACAACUGUUGAGCAAAUGACUGUGUUGGAGUCGAUAGCAGAGGAUACUCUAGUCUUCCUGCAGAUACACAAGAGAGUAUGGCCAGCAGCGCAGAGAGACUCGUUAUUCUGGUCGCACAUCAGAAAAGUGCCUGACAAGCAAGACGAGGACGGACACGACUUUUGGAUUGUUUGCAACAACUCGACGGAGCACGAGGACUUCCCAGUAAGUAUUGCCAAUGGUGGGAAGUGCGUCCGUCUAUUCCUCACAGUUUGUCUUGUUUGUCAAACUUUCAUUGACCCUCCAAAAAAUGGCUCAGAAAUCACCAGAGAUAAUCUGACAUGCAAAAUCACAUACUGCUCAGUUGUAAAUCCAGGUGGCUGGGCACCUGCGUCCGUGCUGCGAGCAGUUUACAAGAGAGAGUAUCCUAAGUUCCUCAAACGUUUUACACAAUAUGUAUUUGAUCAAUGUAAGGACAAGCCAAUCAUGUUUUAAGCCAAUAUUUUUUGUACGGUUGUCCUUGGAUAAAGUCAUCUGUGCGGCUUUCUGUAAUAUGUUAUUACCCAUCAUUACAUUUGAUUGGUUUUCAUAAAAGCUGCCGAUUUUGCCUGACCAUUAAUUUAUUUUUUAAGUAGGCAGGGAAAAUCUGCAUCCUUUCAUUGAUUAUUUUUGGUGCUUGUUUUCACUUAUUAUUGUGUAUUUGAGUCACACAAAACGCUUUGAAUUGCAGCAGUGAGAAUCUCUGCAUUACAUUUUUGCAGUUGAAAAUAAUUAAUAAGCAAAUUUGUGCCUGAUGCAAAAUUGACUUACGGUAAAUGUAAAAUGCUAUUUAAGGAAAAAUACAAUUUUGUUACAAUUACAACU